Messenger RNA from Suillus clintonianus, 765 nucleotides. RefSeq lists its product as uncharacterized. The annotation marks the transcript as partial. The transcript is spliced from 2 exons. The record is from RefSeq and is a predicted model, not a curated record. Lineage: Eukaryota; Fungi; Basidiomycota; Agaricomycetes; Boletales; Suillaceae.
GGCGUCUACUUCGCCAAGGACCGCGUUGUUUCAAUGGACUUCUAUGCCAUGGUCAGCUCACUGUCUUGGAAGAAUAGCACAAACAUCCCUUCAGCUUGCGUAGCUCUCGCUGAGAUCAUCAAUCUCCCGCAAACAUUUACCUCGCAAAAUCCGUUUUACGUGGUAAAGCAAACAGAAUGGAUUAUGCGUCGACACCUACUAGUCAACGUGUUCGAUAGCUCGCAUUCUAAUGAACAGAUCAGCGUCGCCGCCGCCACCCCCGCCGAGUCAAACAUCCGGAACGUUCCUUUAUCAAACGAUCCUCAUCGCCGUCCACCACUCUUGAAUGCCCAAGUCGAGAUGCCACGGCCUUCAUACAAACUUGAGAAACUUCUCAGGCUUUGCCAAGACGCAUACGUCCUGCCUGACCUCGAUGAGGACGACAGCGCUGCGUCUAACGCACCAGAUGAAGAGGAAGCGAAGCUGAAGAGUAGCGCACCGUAUGCCAACGGAAAACCAAAGCGAGAUUGGGUACGCGAUGCGAGCUGGGUGGAGAAGAACAUCGACCUCUUGUUGCCUCCGCCUGCCGAUUCGACCCCAGGAGCAACAACGGCGCUACAAAAAGAGCGCAGGGCAACAAUGAAAGAACAGGGGGGCGCGGACUUACUUGCUACUUUGGGAUGGUACAUGCCUCCAGAGUUCAAUGAGAACUUGUUCCAGUGGGUGGUGGAGGUGCAUUUGUUUGAUCCUGAUCUGCCUAUUGCGGAGGAUUUGAAGUCAAAGUGA